AUGACUGUCAUAAAAACCGAGCCUUCAACCGAGGUUGCGUUGUAUUCCCCAACAGCAAAUGAAUCUUUGAAUAAAAAUGAAACCGUAAAAAAGAGAGAAAACAAUAAACAAUCUCCUUCUUCCAAUAUAAAUAGCCGCUCAAGUAUAACGAAGCAUAAAGUUGCUGCCAAGGCGCCGGAAAAAAAGUCAAAGGAUUCAGAAAAGCAAGAUCUUUCUGCUUUUUUGUUAAAUCCUUCGCUGAUUGUAAAACCUUCAGAGGGGAAAAGAAAAGAAAAUGCUGUGGCAGUUAGCGACACACCAAAUGUUAAGACCGAGCCCACAGGAUUUCAGUUGCUGACCCCAAUUUCAAAGAAAAGGGCUUUAAAAGAAAAACCAACAUCUGGUAAAUACGAUAAUAUUGAUUUUUCGAAGGAGGAGAGAGCUUACAACCAAAAAAAGCCAAAAAUACUUUCUCCUGCUACAGAGACUUCCCCCUCUGAAUAUAAGUUCUCGUCAAUUGUAGAAAAUGUAUCAUCUCCGGCUAAACAAAAAUCACAGGAACUAACUGAAAAUCCUGGUGAGUACCAGAAAAUACAAAACUAUCUGUUCGACAAACCAAAUCUUUUAGAUACGUGUCUCCAAGACUACUCUAGUAUGUUACCUGCUGACAUAGCAGAGGAGGAUCAAGAAUUUUUUAUUAGUGUAGCCGAUUCGACAUUGGAAGAGUGGACAAACAAGGGCCAGGAAAUCCUUGAUCAGCAAUUCCAACUCUACCAAGAAAUAAUAAAGAAACGAAUAGAAUUGAGCUACAAAUUCAAAGGGAUUAUAUCAGUCAUCAAUGAUAGGGCAGACGCCUUGGAGGAACAAGGCCAGCAAUUAGAGGGAAAAAUCAAGAAAGUCAAGAGUUUAGCCAAUGAAAUUCUCGACAUUAUAUAA
Molecule: messenger RNA, 915 nt
Organism: Saccharomyces eubayanus
Lineage: Eukaryota; Fungi; Ascomycota; Saccharomycetes; Saccharomycetales; Saccharomycetaceae
Gene: ECM11
Product: Ecm11p
Exons: 1
Coding region: 1-915 (304 amino acids)
Source: RefSeq, a predicted model, not a curated record